AUAAAGCAGGAGCGAUUUAGUUAGUUCUCAGUCUUCUUCAAGCCUCUGUUCCCUUUCACCCCUGAUCGACAGUCUGUAGUACGUUUUGCUAGCCUUAUACAAAGCUUUUUUUUUUCUUUUUAUAUAUAAUUCAUUUGAAUCAGCUCCAACGUUCUUUUGCAAAUAUAUCCCCAUUGCAGGUUCUCAAAAGAAAUCAAAUUAGAGAUAUCAAAAAAAAAAAAAAGUUGCAAAAGAUGGUGCGAACUUCCACAUACGCAAUCGCCCUGCUGGGCAGCGUCGUGGCCAUGACGGCAGCGCAAAAGACCCAGGAGGAGCUGGACAAGGACAACGUCGUCACCACCUGCGUCAACAAGUGCUUCUACAAGAGCUUCGUGCCCGGCUCGUGCACAAACGAUCCGGCAUGCCACUGCAACCAGGAGAAGAUGCGCAACGACAUGUAUUGCUGCGAGGCCAAGGAGUGCUCAAACAUCAACGAGGUCGCGACACAACAUGUCCUCGACCACAUCGAGAGGAUAUGGGAGUCCUGCGGGCCGUUUGAGCACAACAGACCGUUUGACAAGCCCAGCGUGGCCGAUGUAGAGAAGAUGUGCGGUGUGAGCCUCAAGGUGUCGUCAUCGUCAUCGUCAUCGUCAUCAUCUUCCUCGUCGGCCUCGUCCACGGCUGCUCCGACGGGCAGCUCUACUAGCACUUCUUCGUCAUCAGGCACGGCGGCCGCCCAGACGACCGGCACGUCCGCUCCGGCCGGUGCUGCUACCACGAGCGCCUCGUCUCCGGCCUCGACCGGAGCCGCCAGCGCAGUGAGGGGGAACUUGGUGCUGCCUGGAUUGGCAGCCCUUGUGGCGGGAUCGGGCCUCGCUCUUUGGUGAGGAAUAACCUGGACUGGGUUGUGGUGAGCCUUGGUCUGGAAGGGAAGAAAAAAGAAACAUGAUAAACCUUGAAACGCUCUCCUCGCGUCAAACACUACGAUGGCUUGGCUGUUCUCAAAACCCUCUUCGACGAGUGACGAUCGAUAUACACGGCGAUUUGGUUGGAUAUGAACAUCGUAAUGGGGACGCAAUGCAUAUAGUAUUAACUUUUAAUGUAAUUUUUUGGAGCCGAGUUAUAUAUAUUCACUCUUUUGGUGAAA
Molecule: messenger RNA, 1126 nt
Organism: Pyricularia grisea
Lineage: Eukaryota; Fungi; Ascomycota; Sordariomycetes; Magnaporthales; Pyriculariaceae
Exons: 3
Coding region: 234-866 (210 amino acids)
Source: RefSeq, a predicted model, not a curated record